Clarias gariepinus (North African catfish) is the source of this 4767-nucleotide messenger RNA. RefSeq names its product mitogen-activated protein kinase kinase kinase 5. Gene Ontology annotation, biological process: protein phosphorylation; MAPK cascade; cellular response to stress. The transcript has 28 exons. The record is from RefSeq and is a predicted model, not a curated record. The coding region runs from base 101 to 4060 and encodes 1319 amino acids. Lineage: Eukaryota; Metazoa; Chordata; Actinopteri; Siluriformes; Clariidae. Gene Ontology annotation, molecular function: ATP binding; MAP kinase kinase kinase activity.
ACCCGACAGCGUCGCGCGACACUUUACUUCAGGUAUGCCUUUGGGAAGACGUGAGAAUUCAUGGAGUUGAGCUUUUGACCAAGCGAGCGCGCGGGACACGAUGUACACGAGCGAGCGCAGGCGCAUGAGCCUGCACGAGGUGAAAAGGAGAAACUCGGUUCGGGUUUCGGCUGGAAGUUUAUGGCAGGACGCUCUGGCUCUGGAACUCAGCGCAAACAAGAGCGUGACUUCUCCGCGCAGCCGCAGCCGGGCGCUCUCUGUGGUCUAUGUUGUGGUGGAGGACGCCUCGGUGCCACAGAGUGAGGAAAAUCUUUCCCUGCGGUGUGUUAAGGAAGCCUGUGCGGAUUCCCACGCCGAGCUCCAAACCGUCCCGUUUGAGUCUAUCGCGCACGCCACGGCCAACACUCUGGAUACCUUCUACAACGCAGAUGUUGCCAUAGUGGAGAUGAGUGAUUCUCUCAGUCAACCCUCUCUCUUCUAUCACCUCGGUGUCAGAGAGAGCUUCAGCAUGACCAAUAACAUCAUACUGUACUGCAACAAGCAAGAAAGCGACCUGCAGCUUCUCAAGGAGCAAUGUGGGAGCUAUACCUUCAUCGCUUACAUGGUUUCACCUCAAGGGAAGGUGUUUGCCUGUGAUGCAACUUUAAUGCGGGGAAUCACAGAGAUCAUGCAGCCUAGCUUUACCAUCGAACCUCUUCUGACACCUUUAGUGGAUCAGCUGGUCAAGCUGUUUGAGAAUGUGCAUAUCCAUGGAAGUGAGUAUGUGCAUGAAUCGAUCCGGAGGGAGAUUCGGAUGGCGCGUGAGCGUUUCAGUGGAGAAUCCCUGAGCCAGGAGCUGAACCGAAUCCAGAAACGCCUGGACAAUGUGGAGCUUCUCACCCCUGAUAUAGUGAUGAACCUCCUGCUAUCUUACCGUGAUAUCCAGGACUAUGAGUCCAUCAUAAAUCUGGUAGAAACCAUAAAUGACUUGCCCAUGUGUGCAGUGGCUGCACAGCCAAAUAUCAAAUUUCAAUACAUAUUUGCUCUGAACAGGAGGAAUUACUCGGGUGAUCGUGAAAAGGCCCUGUCCGUCAUCCUGCCCAUAGUACAGUCUGGAGAGCCGGUGGCCUCAGACGUGUACUGUCUCUGUGGACGCAUUUAUAAGGACAUGUUCAUGAGUUCUGGCUUCAAAGAUAUGCACUGCCGUGAUCAGGCUUGCUUCUGGUACGGUAGGGCGUUCCAAAUGGAGCCCUCACUACACUCUGGUAUUAACAAUGUAGUGCUUCUGAUGGCAGCCGGUCAUGAAUUUGACUCCUCUAUUGCGCUGAGAAAGAUUGGAGUCACUCUUAGCAGUUUGCUUGGGAGAAAGGGUAGUUUGGAGAAGAUGCAUGAUUACUGGGAUGUAGGUUUCUACCUUGGGGCUGGGAUACUGGCAAACGAGCACAAGAAAGUAAUAGACGCCUCUGAGAAACUCUACCGUCUCAAAGCACCGAUGUGGUAUGUUGGAUCAGUUAUGGAAACAUACAUUCUGUACAAACAGUUUGCCAAACCACCAGAGGUGAAGCACCCAAAACAGGAGAUUGUAGACUUCUGGAUGGAACUUCUUGUGCAAGCAUGCAAACCUACUCUUUCCACAGCGCGCUGCCCGGUCCUGAUCCUAGAGCCUACUAAAGUAUUCCAGCCCAGCAUAUUGAGCGUGUGUGAGGAAGACAAGAGCCGCACCGUCCAGCUGAAAUAUGUAACACCGCUACAGAAAGGUCUGCAUGAGUGGACGUUCCCUGCAUCAGCAAUUCGUGGAGUGAGUAUCUCCAAAUUUGAUGAGCGGAGUUGUUUCCUGUAUGUACUUUACAACUCAGAUGAUUUCCAGCUGUGCUUCCCAAGCGAGCUGCAUUGCAAAACAUUCUGCGAGCUGGUGAACUCCCUAAUCUUUCAGGCUGACGGUGCAGGGGAUGAUGGCACCUCGGACAGCGAAUUACUGUUGGAGUACAUGUACGAGAAAGGAGAGAAUGGAGAGAAGGUGGUGCUGGGGAGAGGAACUUACGGAGUGGUGUAUGCGGGCAGAGACUUGAGCAAUCAAGUGCGCAUCGCCAUCAAGGAGAUUCCAGAAAAAGACAGCACUUACUCACAGCCUCUGCAUGAAGAGAUUGCUUUACACAAGAGACUGAAGCAUCGGAACAUCGUGCAGUACCUGGGCUCUGUCAGCGAGGAAGGCUUCAUCAAGAUUUUCAUGGAGGAGGUGCCUGGCGGAAGCUUGUCCUCGCUCUUAAGGUCAAAGUGGGGUCCUCUUAAAGACAAUGAGCCCACCAUUGUCUUCUACACCAAGCAAAUUCUAGAAGGACUGAAAUACCUCCAUGAUAAUCAGAUAGUUCACAGAGAUAUCAAGGGUGAUAAUGUUUUGAUCAACACGUACAGCGGCGUACUCAAGAUAUCUGAUUUUGGAACAUCUAAGAGAUUAGCAGGAAUCAACCCUUGUACAGAAACCUUUACAGGUACUCUACAGUACAUGGCUCCAGAGAUUAUAGACCAGGGUCCACGGGGUUAUGGGAAGCCGGCUGAUAUCUGGUCUCUAGGCUGCACUAUUAUAGAAAUGGCCACAGGGAAAACCCCUUUUCAUGAGUUGGGCAGCCCACAGGCCGCCAUGUUCAAGGUCGGCAUGUUUAAGAUCCACCCCACUGUGCCAGAGUGCAUGUCAGAGGAUGCUAAAUCCUUCAUCAUGCGCUGCUUUGAACCCAAUCCUGACAAGAGGGCCAUAGCAUCUGACUUGCUGAAAGAUGCUUUCCUUAAAGGCGGCGCCAAGAAGAGGAGCAAGGCUUCGCCCAGUUUAGCUGAGAUCGAGCCCAGCAUCCCUGCAGGAGAAUACCAGAGGAGCAUGUCUGUACCCAUAGCUGUGCAUGUGGAGGAUGUGGACGCUGACAAGACAGAGAUGUCUGGUUCCCUUAGUCUGAGGAAAACUAUCCAUUGCCUCAGAGAAAAUGACAUUUCAGAUAGCCCUCCCUGCACCAACAACUUCCUGCUGACACCAGAGGGACCACAGGGGGACAUGAUGAGUCCUGCUGUGUCAGGAGAACAUCUUGGUCUAUUCCUGCUCAGGAAAGACAGUGAGAGGAGAAGCACUCUACACCGAGUUCUUACUGACUAUAUCAGCCAAGUAGUGCACAAUAUAAAUGAAUCUCUCCCACAGACUGAAGAGCCUUGCAUCAACUCCGAGCACAUCACGCAGCUGAUUUGUUGUCUGCGAGAAAACGUCCGCUCCCCAGACAGGAAGCAGCUGACCAACCGACUUCUAAAGUUGCGCACUAGCCUGCAUAAUGACGCAGUACCUCUCUGUAGCCUGCAGGCGGCACUCUUCAGCUUCCAGGAUGCUGUGAAGAAAGUGCUGCGACAACAGCAGGUGAAACCUCACUGGAUGUUUGCUCUGGAUAACCUGCUCAGACAGGCUGUGCAAGAUGCCAUUACUGUGCUUCUCCCAGAGCUCAAGCUGCAGCUCCAGUCAUCCUUCGAGGUGGAGGAUGGCUCUCCUGAAGCAGAACAGAUAGAUGAGGAACCAAACGCAGAACCAUACAAGGAGACUAACGGCACGUCUCAAGAAUCUCCGCAGGGCAGGACGGAGAGCAUCGGUGCCAAGCUGCCCAACGGUCUCAUCACUAGCUGUACCCCACUCUCCAGGGAAUUUAUCUUGUUAUGCCAAGAAACAACAAGGUUACAAACUCGGCUAAACGAAAAAGAGAAGGAAUACCAAGAACUUCUAACAAAAUCGGUACAGAAUGUCCAAGGAGCAAUAGACACACUAAAGGCCAAGGCUGCAACAGAGAGCAGUGAUAAUAAGGCUGUCUGCCAUACUGCUCAUACUCUAGCCAUGGUGCGUUGGCUAAAGUCUGUUCCAGUGGAUGAGCACACCAUAAACACACUUGUGAAUCAUGGCUUCACAUUAGAUAUCCUGUUCCAUAUGGCCUGCAGGGACGACCUCAAGUACUGUGGCAUCAAAGGUGGGAUGGUGUGUCGUCUUUGGAGAGCCAUUUCUACACAAAGGAAGUGUCACCUGAGUGUUGUUACUGAGGACAGUGAAGAAACCCUACUCUAACUGACCAUUCUGGGACUUGAGGAUCAUACGAGCUCAGUGAGCUUUGGACAUUUAUUCUGUCUGUAAACAUGUGCCUUUCAUGUGGGAGCUUGAUUUUAUUUAUUUCAUUUCACUUGGGAAGAUGAACAAUGAUCUUGAAAUUGCUUCUAAAAUUGUCAUAUACUUAUUCUUGAUAUGAUCUUAUAUUGUCUUUUCUGGGUGUAUAUACUGUGUGUAUACACAGUCUGUCUGUCCAUGUGUCCCACUCUAACUGGCACCUUUGAGUGUGCAGAAUAACAGAAUACAGGGGGUAAAAACUACCUUUAUUUAUACAUCAUCACUCGUUACACUAAUGCACUAUUGCUUGGAUACCAUCAUGGUAGAAAGUUUUCUCAGUAUCCCAGAAUCAUGACUACAUGGCCGCCUUUAAUGGAUCAAAUGUGGAAAUAGCUUGGAGUGAGCUCAGGACUGUACAGGGGAUGUGCACAAUUCAAAUGUUUUACUGUGGCUAAGAUUCUCAUCACUGUACUUGAAGAUCAUACGAGCUGAGUGAGCUUCGGACAUAUUUUUGUCUGUAAACAUGCGCCUUUCAUUUGGGAGAUCCAUGAUUGAAGUCUUCUGUAAAUAUCAAUUGGUUUUACACCUUUAUUCACAAGAACUUUCAUCACAAGUUCCAGUUUGAUUUGAACGCCAAAUGUAUCCAAAGGAGGAUAGUGGUUUAUUCUUUA